GCGACAACGUAUGUGACCUUGAUGUAAUUAUGUCCAGUUUGUUGCAGUCGUUCCUUACGACAAUAUUUAUUUAGCAAACCAAAAGAUGAAGAAACGCAAUCUUCCAUUUACAAAAAGGAUUCUUCUGACUACGUUUUCUUAACAACACAAAAGCUCUUUUUACACGCGUGUUUAAGUAGUCACUUUUAGUCGCGGGUUUUAUUAAAGAAUUAUGGGCAAUGCAGUGCAUGCAUCCACUUUCAAGGAUGAUGUAUUUGCUGAGCCUGAGACAAAAUCUCAAGAUAGUUCAAAUGUUGAAGGCCCUGGAACCAUGGAAAAUAUUCACAAUAAAAGUCAUGACAUUUUUCCGGUGCCUUUUGAAGGUGCUAGACUAAUUGUCAACAAAGGACUAUCUCCUAACUUUCAAGUUAACCACUCUCUUUCACUAAAUUCGGAAGAUCAAUCUGGUUAUCGUUUUGGUGUGACGUAUGUUGGGCACGACAAAGUUUCAGAUACAGAAAGUUAUCCGGUUUUGAUGAGUGAACUGCAACCCAAUGGUAAUAUGCAGGCUCAAAUAAUCCAUCGAAUGUACCCUUCCAUUUAUGUACGCUAUAUUGCACAGCUACAACGUCACCGCUUCUUAGGACAACAAGCAUGUGUAGAGUAUCGCAAACCCAAAGUUCAAACAUCUUUAACCCUUAUCAACCCUGAUGUGGGUGGUGGUCAGUGCAUGGCCGCGCUAGAUGUAAUGCGCCAAAUCACGAAACGGUUUGCCCUCGGUACUGCUUUCUUUUAUCAGUGUUCGCCUCAGCUACCUGCAGGGCAAGACGGUGUUUUUAGCCUCGGUGCAAAAUACACCUCUUCUUAUUGGCAAGGUGCUGCAACUAUCAGACCUUGGCAAAAUUCAUUUCACAGUAGUUUCCAUAUUCAAGUAAACGAUAGUCUUCAAUUGGCAGCGGAGUUUGAAUCUAACUACCAACAACAAUCAAAUAUUACUACUUUAGGUUACAAAUAUGAUAUUCCCAAGGCAAAUGUUACCUUCAAAGCACAAAUGGAUUCUAACUGGAAUAUUGCUUCUUCUUUGGAGAAAAAAUUGACUCCAUUUCCCUUUACGUUUUCUCUUUGCGCGAUAUGCAACCAAGUUAAAGCCAAAUACUCUUUCGGCAUUGGACUUAUGGUUGGUUAGGAUUUUUAUAUUGUUCAUUUCUUGUGCAUAUUUUCGAAUUUUCCUCAUCUGAAUGCACUAUGUAGCCGCUAGAUAAUCUUCAAGUUUAUAUGAUCCUGCUGAUCCUUCUUGUACAUAGUCGAUUAUUUAUUCCAAAUCUGUAAUCAUUAGCUUGGUAAUACAAGCCUUACUUUUGCAGUUUUAUUUCUGGGUGAGAUCAUGCUUGUUGUUAUCCCCAUUAGCCAAAGCCGACGAUGUAUUAUGAAUAAAAUUAUCUGUGUAAGUA
Messenger RNA from Schistosoma turkestanicum, 1430 nucleotides. The record is from the annotation of a GenBank genome assembly. NCBI's taxonomy places the organism in Eukaryota, Metazoa, Platyhelminthes, Trematoda, Strigeidida, Schistosomatidae.